UAUAAUUGGAAAACCAACGGAGAAGUAAAUAAAACCCCAAAACUAAGUUUCUCCCAUUUCUUCUUUUAGUUCCUCAGUCUGCGCUCUCGACCUAGUUUCCAAGCAAGAGCUGCUUCGAUUCGCAUCCGUAAAGGUUACUAUGUCCCGGGAACACAAAAGGAUCAUGCUUCUUCUUCAGAGAGCAGAAGACAAGCUAAAGCGGGCGGUUCACAACAUUGCAAAGUCUGAGAAAUAUUUCCUGGACAGUGCUGCUGAAUACGGUAACAGGGCAAGCAACCUUGAGUUGUGUCUAGAUGAAUCAGGUGUUUCUUGUUAUUUGCAAAUGAAGGAGGAGUGCCAAGAAGCUGCUAAAAAGUAUGCAGCUAUGCGUCAUUUUGCUCUUCAAGAGUUGGCUAAGAUCGAUGAUCUCAGAACGAUAGCGUGGGAAGCAUAUGAGGAAAAAGCCUUCACCACCUCGCAAACCUUUAUGUUGUUUCUUUUAGGACUAACUUGCAUCUUCUCUGUCUUAGCUUUCUUUCUCCAAAAACUGAGAUAAACUAUGUGUUGAUGAAGUUUUCUAGAAGUUAUGCCUCAAGGCAGAGUUGUUAGCUGAGACCAAAACUCCUCUGUCAUUCGAUCAUGUUGUUUGUUGUCUGUCGCCAGGUUCUUAGACAUUUUGUGUUCUGUUUGUUGUCUUAGUUUCCUCCCUAGGUUUCAUAACUAUUAUUGUACGUUACUGGUAAUGUAUGCAUCUUUUUAAUACGUAUUUGUCUUUUAAGUACACUUUUCCUUCUCCUCUCAAUAAAAGACUAAACUGAAGCGUGGGGUACAAGUCAAAUAUCAAAGUUACAAUGAUCUUGUUUUCCUAUAGAAAAGUGGAAUUGAGUGGUUUCUUUGAAGAAAAGAAUCAGGGCUAGAAGAAACUAAGCUUGAUGAUUAAGUAUUCUCUUUAAUAUCUAUUACAAGAACAAACUCAAAGAAUUAAAAGACAAGACUCUCUCGCUGAACCUAGAGCAAUUCAACUUAUCACAUCACAUAAAUGGUGAAUCCUAACAAGAAAAGUUUUGCUUGGUUGAUAGAGAACUUCUCCUCUUUGCAAUCUGACAAGCUUUAUUCUGCACCAGUCCUGAUCAGUGGAUUCUAUUGGGAUCUUUUCACCUAUCCCAAGGGAUACAAAGGUGGUGAUUCGUUGGUUGUGUCUCUCGCUGUUACUGAUGGUCAAUCAUUGCCUUCUGAAUGGGCAAGAUACGUCAAGUUUCGCUUAACUAUAGUAAAUCAUCUUUCUCAUGAACUCUCCAUACACAGAGAGACAAAUAUUUGGUUUGAUGAGAAAGCUCCAGGAUGGGGUUUAUCAGGAAUGCUCCCCUUUGCCAAACUCCAUGACAAAGAUGGUGGCUUCCUAGUUAACGACGAACUAAAGAUUGUUGCUGAAAUAGAGGCUCUUGAAGUGAUUGGCACGUUAGAUGAGUCUAAAGAUUUGCUUGACAAGACUUGCAUAGAUGUCAAUGGGUUUCAAGUUCUUCCUUCACAAGUGGAAGCUGUGAGAGGGAUGUUUGAAAGACAUCCAGACAUUGCAGUGGAGUUUCGUGCAAAGAACCAACAUCUGAGGACAGCAUGCAUGAAUUUCUUGCUCAGUCUUAGCGAGAUGCUAAUCAAAUCACUUGAGGAGUUCUCUAAUGAAGAUCUGAUGGAAGCAGACAUUGCGUUGACAUAUUUGAAAGAUGUGGGGUUUAAGGUGGAUUGGCUUGAGAAGAGGCUGGACCAAGUCAAAAGAACAUAAGAAGAAGGGGGUUCUCAGUACAAGAAUCUCCUCCAUAAAUUGUAUUUGUAAUAUGAAAGCUGAGUGACAAGAUAAACACAAGUAUCUGUAUCCAAAUAAAUGAAAAAAAAUUGGUUAUUCCCGCAUAUGUAAGAUUUUAACUACACGCUAUUUGUAUAGGUAUAGCUACUAGACGGAUUACAUAACUAGUUGUUUCGUCUGCACAUACCAGUUUAACUAUUUUAUGAAUAUUUAUUGAUAUAUAAAUUAUAAAUUUAAUGA
This is a messenger RNA of Brassica napus (rape), 2020 nucleotides long. Its product is annotated as MATH domain and coiled-coil domain-containing protein At3g58340. Gene Ontology annotation, molecular function: protein binding. Bases 1019 to 1759 code for a protein of 246 amino acids. The transcript is spliced from 9 exons. The record is from RefSeq and is a predicted model, not a curated record. Lineage: Eukaryota; Viridiplantae; Streptophyta; Magnoliopsida; Brassicales; Brassicaceae.